UUUAGUAAGAGGGGGGAACAAGUGAUUGAGCCUUCAGGGUGAAUAACAAGUCAUGCAAGAACAAGAGUUAAGCCGGACAAGAGAGCACUGUUCAGCACAAGAGAGAGAGGGCGAGGGUAGGCUGCAGAAGCAGAGAUAAGCAGUCCACAGCAAAAUUAGUCUACAGAGAAAGAGGGGUUGACACCGGACUGAAGAGAGAUCAAGGUUGACUCAAGUCUUUGCUGCCUCUAACCUGAUUAGGGAGAAUAGUAGCGGCAGUGGAGGCGAGCCGGGAGACCCGAUCAACCGAAUGUGAGAGCCGGCAAGAGCAAAAAGAAAAAGAAUUACAAGAGGACGCUCGGUGAAAGAAGCCUCUUAAAUCUGGGAGCUGGAAUUAGAGCCGUAGGAACUGCAGAGGGAAAGCCACAAAACCACAGUGAAAAUGCCCACAAAUGGGAACCGUCCUUUGAAGCUGCAGUUUGGUCUGAUCAAUCACGAGGGUCGCUACCUUACUGCUGAGUCCUUUGGCUUUAAGGUGAAUGCGUCAGCUCCCAGUCUGAAGAAAAAGCAGAUAUGGACUUUAGAGCAGGACUCCCAGGACAGCCAGGUGGUCUAUUUACGCAGUCACCUGGGACGCUACCUGGCCUCCAACAAGGACGGCAAAGUCACCUGUGAGGCAGAUGGCCACAAUUCAGACUGUCGCUUCCUCAUCGUGGCUCAGUCAGAUGGCCGCUGGGCGCUGCAGUCUGAGCAGUACCUCCGCUUCUUCGGCGGCUCUCGGGACUACCUGUCCUGCUUUGCCCAGGUGAUCACAGAUGCAGAGCUGUGGGCAGUGCACCUGGCUCUGCAUCCCCAGGCUAACCUGCUGUCUGUGGCCCGUAAGCGUUAUGCCCACCUCUCUAUGGAGGAUGGGGAAAUUGCUGUGCAUCUGAACAUUCCCUGGGGUGUGGCAGCGCUCCUGACCCUUGUCUACCAGGAAGGAAAGUAUUGCCUAAAGACCUGUGACAGCCGGUUCCUCGGCAAUGAUGGAAAGCUCCUAAUGGAGAGCGGGAGGGCCACAGCGUACACGUUGGAGCUGAAGUGUGGGAAGCUGGCCUUCAAAGACUGUGAGGGGAAGUAUUUGUCUCCCAUGGGUCCUACAGGGACCCUGAGGUCCGGACGAUGUUCGAAACCAGGCAAAGAUGAACUAUUUGACCUGGAGGAGAGUCACCCUCAAGUAGUUCUGACAGCAGCCAAUGGGCGAUAUGUCUCCAUAAGACAAGGAGUGAGCCUUGCAGCCAAUCAGGAAGAUGAGACAGACAUGGAGACGUUUCAGAUGGAGAUUGACAAGGAAACCAAGAAGUGUACGUUCCGCACCAGCCAAGGGAACUGCUGGGCUCUGGUGGCUCAUGGAGGCGUCCAGUGUACUGCAACUGAAUUGUCAGCAAACACCAUGUUCUCAGUGGAGUGGCUUGGCCACAAGGUGGCACUAAAAGCCAGCAAUGGCAAAUACAUCUGUACCAAGAAAAACGGCCAGUUAGUCGCUGUCAGUGACUCCAUCGGGGAUGAUGAACAGUUCACUCUGAAACUCAUCAACCGACCCAUGCUUAUCCUUAGAGGAGAGAAUGGAUUCAUCUGCCACCACAGAAACUCGAACACACUGGAUGCCAGCAGAUCUGUCUAUGACAUUUUCACUGUGCAAUUCAGCAAUGGAGCCUACCAUAUUAAAGGUGCUGAUGGCCGGUUCUGGUACGUUAACAGUGCCGGGCUGGUGUGUUCAGAUGGCGAGGCCCCUGAGGAUUUCACUCUGGAGCUCCUUGAGCACGGCCGUCUCGCCAUCCGUGGCAAGAAUGGCAAAUACCUGCGUGGAGACCAGGGAGGCACUCUUAAGGGAGAUGGACUCUGCCUGAGCAGCUCAGCCCUCUGGGAGUAUUAAUACAAACCAAUAUUAGUCCAAACCUGAGUCCUAGCUCAUCUCAUUGUUGGCAUUAAGUGCUUAAUGUGAAUCUAAAUCACUGUUAUUCUUUUUCCUUUUGCAAAGAGCAUUAUUGAGAGAGGCUCACAUAGCUAGGUGAACAAAGAGAGGACUGCAUAUGUAUAUAUUAGGCCAAGAGAAUCUCAAUGAAGUGAACAGUGUUUUGAGUGAGGAUUUUAACAAUUAGUGUUAAUGAACACUUCAUGUUUUCACAGAUUUAGUUAUUAGUAUGACAUAACGUAACAUGACAUGACAUCCUUUUAUGUAUAUUCAUCAUUCCAUCUAUAUCUUUUUUGCCUUUUAACCACUAAAAACAAGUAUUACAUGAGCAAGCCAGUAAAGUUGUAGUGUGGGCAUGUAAUGGUACCGUUCACUCAUUAGGUCAAGUGACACAGGGUGCCAUUUGAGGCAGACGCAGUCACCAUUAGAAGUGAUGUCACCCUCUAGGUGGGUGAAGUCAUGCAUGGUACUACUGACUGAGGUUAUUAGGAGACGAGAGUGACAAGGUUUCAAAUAGCUGCCUGUAGAAACAGAGAAAGACUGUACCCGAGACUCGUACUUGGAGUGUGUUUUCUUUUUCUUUUGUGAACACAGAGAUUUUUAAAAAUGCAUAUCUUGCAUUAUUUUGUUUAGGUAAAGAUUGUUUUAUCAAAAUAAAGGAACCAGGGAUAUCAUAAAAAGCUGAAAAUAUGCUUCCUUCCCAUUAAUGUCACAAAAUUAGCAGUACUACAUCAUGUGAGCGUGCCAUAGGAGUUAAUAACACUAUGACCAAUUUCAAAGUGUUCCUUGUGGAUUUAUGAUGGACAUUAUUUCGUUCUGACUACAUGGAAACAAUGCAGCUGGAAGCUUAUUAGCUACAUGCAACUUCUUCUGUGUUAGCAGGGAAUUAUGAACUCACUCAAUAUACACUUGCCAGCCACAUCAUUAGGUACAUCUGAUCAAGUGCUAAAUAGCUGAAAUCAAGAAGUCAAAAACUGCACUUAGCAUGUGUGUGUUUUGAAGAAGUCGGUUGAUUGGGGCCUGAUGAGGUGAAAGACCAACAGUUGGCAGAAAAUGACCUAAUCAGCCAAUCACAUGGCAGAAACUCAGUGCUUUUGGGCACACUAGACAACCUGCUAAAGUUCAAACUCAGUAUCAGAAUAAUAAAGAAAGGUAAUUGAAGCUACUUUGAACGUUAUAUGGUUGUCAGUGCCAGACAAGGUGGUACUUCAGAAGCUGCUGAUAUGCUGGGAUAUUUUGACACUACUAUCCAGAAAAUAUCCAGUGUGCACCAGUUCUCUGGAUGAAAAUGCCUCAUUGAUGUCAUAGAUCAGAGGAGAAACUCAUAGGAAACAGAAAUAACCAACUCUUUACAAACAAGGUAUGCAGAAGGGCAUCUCUGAACACCUCACAUGGUGAAGCAGAUGUACUACAGCAGCAGAAGACCACACUGGGUGCCACUCCUGUCACCUACAAACCAGAAACUGAAGCUAUAACGCAGAAGGGCUCACCAAAAUUGAACAACUGAAGACCUGAAAAAUGUGGCCUGGUUUGAUGAGUCUUGAAUUCUCCUGUAUCAGUGGUUCAGACUGCUGGUGGUGGUGGCUGCCUCUGCACCACGUCACUAGUUUCUUGAAUAUUGAAUGACUUCACUGUAUGGUCCCCAGAUCUCAAUUCAAUAUAACACCUUUAGGAUGUGGUGGAAUGGCAGAUUCACAUCAUGGAUGUGCAACCUGCAUAUCUGCAGCAAGUGUGUGAUGCUAUCAUGUAACUAUGGACCAGCACCUUGCUGAAUCUUUGCUACAAAGCUAUAAAAACAAUCCAAGGGUACCAUAACCCAGUACUAGCAAGGUAUACCUAAUAAAGUGGCUGGUCAGUCUAUAAUCAAGUUUACCACUGACGUUUGAUAUUGUGGCCUGAGAGACAGAAUGUAUAAAAGUCAGAAAGUCGACUUUUGUUUUUCUUUAUUAAGCUGAAAAACUGCAAUGUUUUCUUGAGAGAUUCAUCUUUUGGCGAUUUCAAGAUUUCAAGGGGUUAAACUGUUGAAUGUCUUAUAAUCAGCUCUUGCGUUUGCUGUUAAAAUCAUUUACAUUUUGUUGGAUCAAAUUUAGCAAUUUUGUUCUUCAUCAUCACCUGCUAUUCUCAAAGCCGGUGCUGUUUUUGGAUGCACCUUGGCUGUCAUAGUGAAAGAGUUUAGCAGCAAGGAACAGAACUCACCUGCUGCUGCUUUAGGCGUGUUGACGCUAUCAGCUUUCGCACAUCACACCAUGAUGGCAGCAGAAAAUACCAUCAGUUUCAGCAGCAGCAAUGGUUGCUGAAAUUAUGGCACAUUUGUCAGGUGCUUACUUGCUUUCUCCUCCUAAAUGUCCUUCUCGCUCUUUUUCAGUCCCUUCUUAAUAACAGUGAUUGUUAUUUUGACAAGAAUGAAAAUGUCCUGGCAAGACUGCCCAAGCUACUGACCGCUGUCACUGUUUCUAUGUUCUGCUCUAAAU
Messenger RNA from Maylandia zebra (zebra mbuna), 4404 nucleotides. It is a transcript of the gene fscn2b, whose product is annotated as fascin actin-bundling protein 2b, retinal. Gene Ontology annotation, cellular component: actin cytoskeleton; cytoplasm. NCBI's taxonomy places the organism in Eukaryota, Metazoa, Chordata, Actinopteri, Cichliformes, Cichlidae. The record is from RefSeq and is a predicted model, not a curated record. Gene Ontology annotation, molecular function: protein-macromolecule adaptor activity; actin filament binding. Gene Ontology annotation, biological process: actin filament bundle assembly; cell migration; establishment or maintenance of cell polarity.